UGGCAUCCAUCCAGACGCCCAACGUCCUUUCUUCUCUCUUCCCGCGCCGCGCAAACAUCACAGCCUAUUCGUGUAUCCUUGUACGACCGCACAUGGAGUACCCAACGCGUGCCAUGUAUUGCGCCCCGCACGUCGACCUCAUUUAUUAGCUCUUUUUUUUUUUGUUGGGCUUGUCUUUGUGCUUUUUUGUUGUCCCGUCUCUGCUUUGCCUUGCCUUGCCUUGCUUCGCAUUGCUUGCGUGCAUAGCGACUACUCUAUAUACACGACCCAGCUUUGCUCUCUUGUGGGCGGCAGGCAACAUUACAACAAUAUAGGCACUACCAGGCCAUGACCCCCUCCACCACCACCUCUUCGUCCGCCGCCGCCGCCGCUAUCACGACAGACGCCCCGGAGCAGCCCGGCGUGCGUGUCCCCUGGACCCGGCUCCGCGCCUGGAUCGACGCCCACGAGGCCCACGAGAAGGAGCACGCCGCGCCCGCGCCGCUGACGCAGGUCCAGCUCGAGGCGCUGUCGCUGCUCGUCUCCUUUGGCGAGGAGCCCGACGUGGGCGGACACAGGCAUGUCAGCGAGCUGAUGGAGACGCUCCAGGCGCGACAGCUGCCCCUGCCCGUCUUCGAGAGCCUGCCCGUCAACCUGCCCGUCAACGGCCACAUCCAGCUCAUGUGGCGAUGCCUCUGCACCACCACGGCCUUUGGCUCCUUUCCUCGCCGCGGACACGGCCUCGACGAUGACGAGCAGCCACCAGCGUUUCAGUCCAAAAAGAACGCGAAGCAGUAUGCUGCUAAGCUGGCGAUGCAGUACAUCAGACGAGAGACGAGCUCGGCCGUGUCCGUUUCGUCCACACACUCUGCCGCUGCUGCUGCCGCCGCCGCUACUACUACUGCUCUUCCUACUCCUGCUGCUUCCAUCCACACAUCUUCUCUGGCUCCUCCUGGUCCGACAACAGCUAAGCGGAAAGCGGCGGCGACCUCCCGCUCGCCAACUCCGUCCUCUACGCCCAACCCGUCCGCCCACAAACCGAAACGAGACGAGUCCCUCCCGCCGCAACCGCCCACGCAGCACCGCGCCAUCGUCGGCCCAGACAACUGCGGUGGCGGCGGCGACAACGACGACGACGGCGACGAGGUGGCGGCCUGCUCCCCGUUCGCGGCCGCCUCCGACUCCGUCUUCAAGCAGGUGGCCGACCUCGCGGCGCGGCUGGGCCUCGACGCGCCCGCGUACCGCAUCGAGCCGGACCCGCACAUGCCCAACUUCUUCGACGGGCGCGCCGUCUUCCGCAGCGGCGGCCGCACGCCGCCCGGGGGCGUCGGCGCCGUCACCGCCGUGCUGGGCAAGAAGCAGGCCCGUGUCCAGGUCGCCGAGGGCGUGCUCGAGUGGCUGCGCGGGGAGCAACGCGCGAGGGACGCCAUGGUGCAGAGCCUAUGGGGGCCGGCGGGCUCGUGACGUGAGCGAGUGUGCAAUACCUCUGUGUACUUGCGUGUGUAGGUGGUGUAUGUGUGCGUGCAUGUGCGCGCUCUGGUUAAGCCGGCGGGGGGGUUCGGCGGCGACGG
This is a messenger RNA of Purpureocillium takamizusanense, 1550 nucleotides long. RefSeq lists its product as uncharacterized. The coding region runs from base 328 to 1443 and encodes 371 amino acids. The record is from RefSeq and is a predicted model, not a curated record. The transcript is spliced from 3 exons. Lineage: Eukaryota; Fungi; Ascomycota; Sordariomycetes; Hypocreales; Ophiocordycipitaceae.